AGCGCCAUAUUGAGAAUAGGCGGUUGCUCCGUACAGUAGCGUAGCCGACGAGCGAGCCGACACCGAGAGUGCCCAGCAGCGGAAUCGCCCCGUCGCCGUCGCCAUCGCGUUAGUGCCCCCCGAGUGCGUGUGCGUGCGGUAAUGGCCGGCGAGUGGCGCGUCUGAGACAAGCCGCAGCAGCAAGCAGCCGCAGCGUGUGCCGCCGUGCCAUCCACCUGCCCCGCAUCCCGGUGCGCCGCGCGCGCGCCCGCGCCUCUCUGUGUGUGUGAGUGCGAGUGCGUGAAGAGAGCGGCGAGCGACCGCCGGCGAUGCGCUGAGCCGCCCUGCGACUGGGGCUACUGCUGCGGGGCUUCACCGGCGCAAUCCAGUUUGGCGUAAUGCGAUUAUAGGCCCGUGUGGUGUGCGUGUACGACGCGAGCCGAGGGCGCAGAGGAUGCACCACACCCCAGCGAGCGCCGCCGUCGUCGUCGCCGCCGCCGCCGUCGCCGCGCACUAGCGCCGCGUCCGUCCCGCUUCCGCAUCGCCUCUGCCCACCGACAGCCCGGCGUGGAUGCCAGCGGCUACGAGCGCCACUUCGGCACAGUCGCUCCCACUAAGCUAUGACCAUGUCCUGCUGUCAGUCAGAUGAGGUGCGGGAACAGAAGCGUAUCAACCAGGAGAUCGAGCGCCAGCUCAAGCGCGACAAGCGCGAUGCUCGCCGCGAGCUCAAACUUCUUCUGCUUGGCACUGGUGAAUCCGGCAAGUCGACGUUCAUCAAGCAGAUGCGCAUCAUCCAUGGCGCGGGCUAUUCGGACGACGACAAGCGCGGCUUCAUCAAGCUCGUCUAUCAGAACAUAUUCAUGGCUAUGCAGAGCAUGAUACGCGCUAUGGACUUACUUAAGAUUAAAUAUUGCCAGCAGAGUAAUGUGGACAAAGCUGAUUUAGUCCGCGGCGUUGACUUCGAAACGGUGACGACGUUCGAGUCACCCUAUGUCGAUGCCAUCAAGGACCUCUGGAACGAUUCGGGCAUUCAGGAGUGCUACGACCGCCGAAGAGAAUAUCAGCUUACAGACUCUGCCAAAUACUAUCUGUCGGAUCUGGAGAGAAUACGAGCGUCGGAUUACUUGCCGACGGAGCAGGACAUCCUUCGCGCUCGAGCGCCGACGACGGGCAUCAUCGAGUACCCGUUCGAUCUAGACUCCAUCAUAUUUCGAAUGGUGGAUGUCGGCGGGCAGCGAUCCGAGAGAAGGAAAUGGAUCCACUGUUUCGAAAACGUCACUUCCAUCAUUUUCCUCGUCGCUUUAAGUGAAUAUGACCAAAUUUUAUUCGAGUCCGAAAACGAGAACCGUAUGGAAGAAUCGAAGGCUCUAUUCAAGACGAUCAUCACAUACCCGUGGUUUCAGCACUCUUCGGUCAUCCUUUUCUUGAACAAAAAAGACUUACUGGAGGAGAAGAUCAUGUAUUCGCAUUUGGUUGACUACUUUCCUGAAUAUGAUGGUCCGCAAAGAGACGCCAUCGCUGCUAGAGAACACAUUUUGCGGAUGUUCGUAGACUUGAACCCCGACAGCGAAAAAAUCAUAUACUCACACUUCACAUGCGCUACAGAUACGGAAAACAUUAAGUUCGUCUUCGCAGCGGUGAAAGACACGAUAUUGCAAUCGAACCUGCGCGAAUACAACCUGGUGUAGGAGAAGAAGACACGACGCAUGCGCAUCAGCAGCAGCAGCAGAAGAAAACAAAAACAAAAUACGACCACCACCACCACCACCACCAAUAAAACAAACAAAACAAAAACCAACCGUGUGUGCCGUACCGCGUGAGAGUGUGUGUGUGUGUGUGUGAGUGAUGAGUAAUAAACUAAGCGCGCGCAUCAAUGAGUAGUAAAAUGAGGCGUGUGUCUAACACACAAAAAAAGGAAUUGGAGCCAUUUUACAAGUUUUAAAUUUACAUAUUUGCAAUACACACACACAUAUAUAUAUAUAUAUAUAUAUACGGGAAAAACAUAUGCGUGCGGGGCGAGAAUGCUUUAUUGAAUGGCAGAAAAAAAGCAAAAUGGCGGCGAUGGAGCGAAUGAUUGUAUACAAUGUGAUGUUUCUAAACUUAUUCAUCUCUUGCAACUAUAUCUAUGAUUGUUUUCGCGAUUUUUCGAUUUUCGGUUGCGCAUCGUACCACAUACUGCAUACAUAAUUAGUAAGUACGUAAAUACGGAGAGAGAGUGAACGCAGUGCGCAUGAGUGCAUGUUGAUGACACUUGACACACGCACAUUAUUUGAUUCAAUUGUUCAUAUAUUCUUACUACGAUCAUCAUCAUCAUCAUCCGGUUGGUUGGUUUCUGUUCUCGUGUAAACGUGUGCGCUUAGCUUUAGUGAAAAACUGCUGUUUGGAAGUAAUUCUAGUGCCAUUUUACUAGUACGGUGUCUCUACAAAUAAUUACGAUAUAAACUACUGCAAGAAGAUGAUGUGGACGAUGGAGGGGGGGGAAAUGAUGGUAAAUCACGCGCGUACGCAAAAACCAGGCAGAAACGGAACACAUUUUAUUAUCUUAACUAUAUCGAAAUGCCAAAGUGUUUUUUAAAAACAAAAAACGAUUGCAUGUAAUACCAGAAGCAGGCAACCAGACAUACAUACACUGUGCGGGGACAUGAUGGAUUGAUUUUUCACACACCACAGCGCGAUUUGAAUACAAAUGAAAACCAAAACUAUUGAAAUACACUUUAUUAAGGGAUAUACUUAUACAAAACUAAAACUUGGGGAGAACUUGGGCAAAACGUCAUUGUUUGCGUUUGCGGAGACAUUUCACACUCACACAAACAAGAGAAAACAAACUUUCGAUGAGAAAAACAUGCAUAAAUCCUGACUAUAAAAAAUUACGAUAUAAAUAGUAUUGUUAUUUAUAAUAAUAUAAAUUAAUGUAGAAUAGCGUUAAGAGUGACGAUGGUGUGUGGCGGUGAGACGAAAUGUGCGCAUUCUUUUUGCAAUUAUACGUAUAUUCAUACAUAAUAUACACACGGCGAGAGAGGGCGGCGAAACGAACCAAACUAGACGAGAGACACACACAUAAAUGGAUGUAAAACACACACACGACGCCAUUUUGAUUACGAUUUUUGACAGAUUUCGACAGCAGACAAAAACAGCAGCAGCAGCAAACUAUUUGCGAGUUUUACGUUUCGACUUUUACGUUUGUUUGUCGCUAGGGUAUAAAUAAUUAACAGAUUGUGAAAACAAAACAAAAAAAAAGUAACAAAAACACAACACACACGGGUGCGAAUGGUUCUGUUUAAUUAUAAUUUAUGUACGUACGCAUUUAUACAUAUUCUAUAAAGUGAAAAAUUAACGAAAAAAAAAAAGAUUCUUCCCAAAAACUAACAACAACUGAUUUUUUGCGAUUAUUUAUUUCAUUAUUUUAUACUAGCGCAUAUUAUGUUAUAGUUUUUAAAACAAGAGAAAACAAUCUUAUUCUAUCUUUAUAUUAUGUAAACGUAAACAUAAAACAACUAAAAAUAUUAUCUAUAAGUGGAGCGUGCAGAUAUGAGGAAAAGAUGCGACAGUUUUUCUUCUCUUUUUUUUUUGUAAGUGUCGUGUUCUUUGGCUUGAAAUUUUGAUUGUAAAUUUUUAAACACUUUUUAAACGUGACGAGGCAGUUUGAAAGCUCAAUGGAAACAAACAUGCAGAGGAAAAACGCCCUUUUUUCUUGUGAUUCAAUAUUUUAUUUUGUUUUUUAAUUUGUUUUUAUGAUUAUUUAAUUUAAUUCAGUUUUGAGAGAGGGAGCGGAGCGGAGAGGUAGCAGUACUACGUGAGAGAAAUGAUAAAAUUAUAUUUUGUUGUUUAUUAUUGAAUAUAUUAUGUUAUAAAAUA
Molecule: messenger RNA, 3834 nt
Organism: Dalotia coriaria
Lineage: Eukaryota; Metazoa; Arthropoda; Insecta; Coleoptera; Staphylinidae
Product: guanine nucleotide-binding protein G(q) subunit alpha
Exons: 8
Coding region: 600-1667 (355 amino acids)
Biological process (GO): adenylate cyclase-modulating G protein-coupled receptor signaling pathway; phospholipase C-activating dopamine receptor signaling pathway
Cellular component (GO): heterotrimeric G-protein complex
Molecular function (GO): GTPase activity; G protein-coupled receptor binding; G-protein beta/gamma-subunit complex binding
Source: RefSeq, a predicted model, not a curated record